Messenger RNA from Dothidotthia symphoricarpi CBS 119687, 1734 nucleotides. Its product is annotated as asparagine synthetase. Gene Ontology annotation, cellular component: cytosol. The transcript is spliced from 8 exons. The record is from RefSeq and is a predicted model, not a curated record. NCBI's taxonomy places the organism in Eukaryota, Fungi, Ascomycota, Dothideomycetes, Pleosporales, Dothidotthiaceae. Bases 1 to 1734 code for a protein of 577 amino acids. Gene Ontology annotation, molecular function: asparagine synthase (glutamine-hydrolyzing) activity.
AUGUGUGGUAUAUUUGCGUGUUAUAGGCACCCCGAUGUGCAGAAGUUCAAGCCGACGGCCUUGAAGAUGGGCAAGGCCGUCCGACAUCGGGGCCCAGAUUGGAGUGGCAACUGGAUCGCAAACGAUACGAUCCUUGUCCACGAGCGUCUGAGUAUCGUUGGUGUUGACUCCGGCGCCCAGCCACUGGUCAACGAAGAGAAGACCGUCUCUCUGGCUGUCAACGGCGAGAUCUACAACCACCGAAUCCUCCGCAAGAGCCUCAAGAAACCGUACAACUUCAAGACACACUCAGAUUGCGAGGUCAUCAUUCCUCUGUAUCUCGAACAUGACAUCGACGCGCCCCGACACUUGGACGGCAUGUUCUCGUGGGUUCUCCACGACAAGGUGCAGGACCGAGUGCUCGCGGCACGAGACCCCAUUGGAAUCACCACCUUCUACAUGGGCAGGUCGAGCGAGACGCCUGGUGCUGUAUUCUUCGCCUCUGAGCUGAAAUGCCUGCACCCCGUUUGCGACGACAUCAUCGCCUUCCCGCCCGGUCACAUCUACGAUUCCAAGACAGACAAGCUCACCCGAUACUACGACCCCAAGUGGCUGGUCGAGCCCUCCAACAUCCCCACCACACCUGUCGACUACAAGGAGCUGAGGACAGCGUUGGAGCGAUCAGUGCGCAAGCGCAUGAUGGCGGAAGUACCGUUCGGCGUGCUUCUUUCUGGUGGACUCGACUCGAGUCUGGUGGCUUCGAUCGCGCAGCGGGAAACCCAGCGGAUCAACGAGGCAACAAGGAAACGAGCUGCUGAAGGAGCAGCCGCCGCCCCUCAAGGCGAACUCGUCGGCAUCGACGACGAGAACGAGCUCCAAACAGACCUGAUCCUGGGCCAGUUGAACUCAUUCUCCAUCGGUCUGCCCAACGCCCCCGAUGCCAUCGCCGCGCAGGAAGUCGCCAACUUCCUCGGCACAAAGCACCACACCUUCACAUUCACCAUCGAAGACGGCAUCAACGCCCUCACAGACGUCAUCUUCCACCUCGAAACCUUUGACGUAACCACCAUCCGCGCCUCGACGCCCAUGUUCCUGCUCAGCCGCAAGAUCAAAGCCAUGGGCAUCAAGAUGGUGCUGUCCGGCGAAGGCAGCGACGAGAUCUUCGGCGGAUACCUCUACUUCCACAACGCGCCAGACAAAGCCGCCUUCCACGAAGAAUGCGUGCGCCGCGUCAAGAACCUGCACUUGGCCGACUGCCUGCGCGCCAACAAAUCCACAGCCGCCUGGGGCGUCGAGGCCCGCGUGCCCUUCCUCGACAAGCAGUUCCUCACCACCGCCAUGAACAUCGACCCCGCCGACAAGCUCAUCACAAAGGACCGCAUCGAAAAGUACAUUCUGCGCAAGGCCUUCGACACGACCGACGAGCCCGAGACCGCGCCCUACCUGCCAGAGAAGAUCCUCUACAGGCAGAAGGAGCAGUUCUCCGAUGGCGUGGGCUACGGCUGGAUCGACGCGCUCAAGGACAACGCCGAGCUGCAGGUCACAGACGAGAUGAUGAAGAACCCUAAGCCUGAGUGGGGCGCUGACGUGCCGGACACAAAGGAGGCCUACUGGUAUAGGUGUAUGUUCGACGAGCACUUCCCGCCCUCCUGCGCCAGCACCGUCAUGCGCUGGACGCCCACGUGGAGCAAGCAGACGGAUCCUUCGGGACGUGCCAUCUCGAUCCAUGCUCAGAAGUACGAGAGCACAGAGUAA